CGUGAGCAGUGCAGGACAACAUUGGAGAAAACAAUUAUACUCAGAAGACAACAUUGAAGAAAACAAUUAUACUCAGAGGACAACAUUGGAGAAAAGACAACGUGGGAAGUUCCGGAAAAUUUAUAGAAAACAAAAUCUUUUUGUAGAUUUUCAAUAUUUAAAUUAUGGAAUUACUAAUUAAUAUCAAACAUGAAAAUGGAAGCCAAUAAGUCAUAUAUUCUUAAUGAAGAGAAAACGAGUACAAUGGUGGGAUGUAAUACUUCCAAAGGACAAGUAGGAUGUGCAAUGAGUCAAGCGCCAAAUAGUGUCAUUUGUAAAGAUACUUCAGUCCCGAAGAAUCAUUCCAAUAAAGCUAUUCCGGUGGAAGCCUUGCAAUAUCAUCGCCGGAAGUUAACACCACAAGAACAGUCUCGAAUGGUUUGCAACACAUCGGACUACCGGUGUCAAGAUGAUAUUUUUACAGCAGCUACAAAUGGACGAAUUGGAUCUGCAUCUAUUUUAUCAUCAUCACAGUUAGAAAGUCAGCCAUAUUUCACAAGUGUUGGUCAACAGAUGCAACACCAACAGCAACCAGUGCGGCAUCAACAAAUACACCCUUUACGAAAUUCAGUGCAGCUCAAUCAAAAAUCGGUUUGUAUGUCGAAUAGUGUCUUUGACUGUAACGAGGAAACACUUAAUUGUGGCGAAAGAAAUGAGAGUAAUGAGCGGCUGAUUGCAGCAUCUACUCAAACUCAAUAUUAUGAAAACCAGACCAUUAAUAAUUGCGAUGCAAUUACUGCUUUGUCUUCAGCUGUAACAAUUGAUUCCAGUGGAGGAGCCUUGGCUACUACAGUCGCUUCUGGUCAAAUGAUGUACACAGUACAUCGAGUGGUUACAACAGCACAAAUUCAAACCGCUCUUGGCAACACUUAUGCUUCUUCUUCCAGUGUUUCUAGCGUUGUUAGUGCUCUUCGAAAUGAAAACGACAAUUUGUCAACUCCUACGAGUAUGUCUACAAGUUUGACAACUAUACCUGGAAACGGUAUUGUCGGAAUUUCUGGUAAUAUUUUCAGCAAAAUCGAUGAUAAUUCUAAUGCAAGAAACAGCCUUAUAAUAAACGCAGCAGGUAUAUCUGAUUCCCAACAAUCCGAAGGUGCUGGUCUUUUGGCAAAAGGUGCCCAGAAAUUAAACAUAACAUCAGAUCACUCUAGAUUGCAAAGUGCAUCAUGUAAUAAUUCAAUUAUUAUGAAUGGUAUAAAUGGAUCCAAAUCAACAUCAUUGAUACCAAGGCCCUUGCAAAAUGUAAUACCAACGUGCGUAUAUUUGAUGUCUCGCAUUGCUGUACAUAUGGAAAUCGAAGGAACAUCUCAAUGUCCUACGCAAGUAAUGUUGGCUGCAGCUUUAGGAUGUGAAGAGUUAGGAAUUGCAAACAAGCUAUUAGCGCAAAGUAUUUUCGGAUUAUGGAUGACGAGUGGACUUUUAGAUAUCCAGUUGAAAUCACAUCACCGACCUUUUGCGGUAAGAGUAGUAUGGCAAUCCCUACUUGAUAAAUUCAGCACCGGAAAUCCUAUUGAAAAAAAAUUUGAUGAUCCAAUGAUAAUGCUUAAACGAAAUGUAUUUUUCUCAAAACGUGACGAAGAGAAAAUUAAGGACCAUCGCAUUUUAGAGUUGUUAUACGAAGAAGCCAAAUAUAAUGUUUUAACUGGUCGAUAUGUAAUGGAAGCAUCGCAUGCUUUAAUGCUAGGCGGUAUACAAGCAAGAAUCGAGUUGGGUCCGUACAAUUCCCAUACCCAUACAAUUGGUUAUCUAAGAGAAAACCAAUUAAGAUUUCUACCACAACAUAUUGCAAGGAGUACAAGCUGGACUUGGUUACCAGUCAGUCGAAAGAAUUCGGCGGAGGUUAAGCUUUUAGAUCAAUUCAAACGUGUACCUUUAACUGCCACGACAAAAAAACUUAUGCGCAAGUAUUUGGAAUUUUGCUGGGCACUUCCUUUUUAUGGAGCUGCAAUUUUCCACGGCCAAGUGGAGCAACCUGUCCGUGGCCUAAUGAGUUUGGUUAGUCAUAAAGAUGUACGAGUUCUAGUAGCAGUCAAUGAACGCGGAAUAUUUAUUAUAGAUCCAUUAGAGUGCACUUUACUACUCGGACUACGUUAUGAGGAUUUUUCAUGGGACUUUGCCAAGCCUAGCGUGAAUAAUGAUCCCGACUGUCAAACUUGCAUAUUUAUUCAAUUCGAUGCCAUGGAAAACGGAAUUCAUGUGUCCAAGCUGAUGCAAAUAUUUUCUAAACAAGCGAGUAUGAUUGACGCCCUCAUCUCACAUUUUACUGAACAAAUUCGAAAACUUAGAGCGAGCGGAAAAACGGGCGAUCAAUAUGAUGCAGAGCCCUAUCCUAUUCAAAACAAUGGAAACGGAAUUCUUUGCAAUAAGUUAUGGAGACUAACAUUAGCGACAUUUGAUGAAGAAGGACGUUGUAUCGGACAAACUGGAUCAUUAUCUAUUAGUUAUUAAGCAAAAUGAUUUAAACUUCAAAUAUCUGUAGUCCCACAUAUUACCAAAUAUGUACGUGUAAUUAUAAAUAAAAAUCAUACAUACCUUUAAAAUUAUGUUGUAGCACUGUAGUGCCGAGCCCGAAGGUCCCAUUUCUUUAGUUUAUAUUCAUUUCAAUCGACUCGUUUCAAUCAUCGUGCAAAAAUAUGUAAAAGGAAACAUGGAAUAUUAUUUGGGAUAUAUGGGUUGGAAUCCCCAGAUUCUGUUCCAAUAGUGACUAGUCAUAAGUUUCAAGAUCUUGGUUAGUUACAACAAAUCAUUAUUACUACAUGUUUUUAAACUAUAAAAAUUACUAAUCCUCUGCAAUAGAGAAUUGAAAAAAUUCUUAUUUAUAAAUGAAAGGCUUAGAUCUUUAGAUUAAAAAAAAUCAUGAUGCUAAUAAGAAAAACGAGGAACUGAAAUCUGAAAGUAAGCAUGUGUGAAUCGAACUAAAACAUUAGGAUUGAUUCUCUUGCCCUUGCAAAAUCCUUGCACGGUGCACGGAUUUCAAAGUUUUCCAAUCCACAACAACAAAAUACACUGAAAAUAAAAUUUGCAAUGACUGAAAUAUAUGCUACACCAAAACCUGCAAUGAGUUGUAGCAAAAUAAUUGCAACAUUUCGCUAAUAAUUUGUUUUCUGCUAUGGGGUGUUCUCGUGCUGUUGUAUAUUUUGGUGUAGUAUUUUUGAUUUCCGUGCAAUCGUGCAAUAUUGCAAGCGCAAGAGAAUCCCCCUAUUAUAUUUAUUAAGUCGUGAAGAUUAAGUAAUUGAAGUUGAAGUUAAGUAGUUGAAGUUGAUGUUCUAUCUAAACAACUGAGUAGAUACUAAAAAAGAAGCGAUUCUCAUAAAAUGGUAAUACUUCCCCAGCUUUUAAGAGUGACAAAUAGUGGUAAUAAUUAAAAAGAAGCAAUAUUUUACACUACGAAGAAGCUCAGAUGAAGACUGAAAAAAUUCAAGUUGUAACAAUUGCAGUUAAAAUGCGAUAUCGGUCAAUAUUCUAUAUCUCUCUAUAGUCCACCCAGGCAUAAUAGAAAACUGAUACCAAAAAACUUCGAACCCCCUAACAAUUGAUUCUUUAAUUUUGCAGUUUGGGUCCCCAAAACAUGAGGACCUCGGUGCUUCUAACCUAAUAUUAUGGUUUCCAACUUUCAAUGGACUUUAUAGAAUAUAUAUAA
This is a messenger RNA of Zeugodacus cucurbitae (melon fly), 3679 nucleotides long. It is a transcript of the gene Bili, whose product is annotated as FERM domain-containing protein 8. The record is from RefSeq and is a predicted model, not a curated record. Gene Ontology annotation, biological process: negative regulation of canonical Wnt signaling pathway. Bases 190 to 2487 code for a protein of 765 amino acids. Lineage: Eukaryota; Metazoa; Arthropoda; Insecta; Diptera; Tephritidae. Gene Ontology annotation, cellular component: plasma membrane; cytoskeleton. The transcript is spliced from 12 exons.